GUUAAAAAUAAUUUACUCGUUUUGUUUUGUUUCUUUUUCUCGCUUUAUUACAUUUUUUACGAACGCGAAGAGAAAACUAUUUGUUUACAUAUGGAAUUCAAACGGAAGUUGACAUUUAAAACCGAAGCGAAUCUUGUGGUAUUAAACAUUAUAAUUUGUUUAAUAUACAAAUAAACUUUAUAGUUUAAAAUUUUUUUAAUAUUCAUUAAUAAUUUCUCCAAAGUAAUAUGACUUUUUUAAUACCGUUCGGAAAAAAAAAACUGGACACAAUCCCGCACUUCUUCAAUCAUUAUAUUGUAUCAUGUAUAUAUAUAUUUAUAUAUAUAUAUAAAUUACUGGAGCAAUGUUUACCAACCAUCGGAUAAAUGAAAAUAUGUCAAGUUUUGUAGCUCAAGGAGUCUGUAACAACUAUGUAUCCUGUUUCGUUUUUUUUUUUCUUUUUAUAUAUAUAACAAAAUAUUUUAGGACUAGUAAAUAAAAUGUCUUUGUAUUCAUUGAAAUCGUAACAAAAACAUUAAGGUAAUCUUAUUAAAUAUCUAAUAAUAAUAAUAAUAAGAAGAAGAAGAAGAAGAAGAAGAAACAUGUUGCGAAAGAUAAUUUGCAUUGUAAAGAGACUUAAAUUAUUUAUAUUAGUUACUUUAUUUUUCUUGAUCGCAUUUAAGUUUACUAUAGUUAAUCAUCAACUGACAGACAUUGAGUUGUGUCCUGUUUGCUACGGUGAAGACUUCUGUCGUCCGCUAUUGAAUGGUUCAGUCGUGCUCAACACAUUGUCAUCAUUGACAAUUCUCCAGUUUGCCAAUGUGAAAAACGUCUACUUUGCUCAUUAUAACAAUAAAAGUAUUGUACUUAAGAAACUUGGACAUGAUUUUGAAAUUUAUCAAGCUAGAAAAGAAAUAUGUCGAAUUAUAUCAAAUUCCACAAGUGACAGUUGUAACGUGAAGAAGUCCUUCAAAAAACUGCUUGCUAGCCAUGAGUUUGAUGUGCUGGAAGCUAUUCGUCCGUUGCUUAUGUUGUCUUCUGAUUUAUUUCGCUGCCCAUCACAGAGACUGUACAAAAGCAUUUUAAAACAUUAUGUUGAUAAAUUGACUCUUCCAGACGAUAAAUCUGUUAACAACCUUCUUCAUUUGAUAACUACAAACAUUGUUAAUCCCGAACCACUCAUAAUGCAGAUGUUCCCAUCUUCCAAUGGCUGGGCUUUCCCAAAAUAUUAUGGAUCAUGUGGUUGGUUGGCUGCUAUGAGUGAUGAAGGAAUGCCAUUGUUGCAUUUCGUUAAUAUGCCAUGGUAUCAUAGAGCCAACCUAACAUUACAAAUUUUAAUGAUGGCAGUGAAAUUAUCCAACAGCUCUGAUGGUUGGUCCCUUUAUUGGACUGAUAUAAAAAUGGACAACUUAGCUGUAAACUCAAAUGGUCAGGUGAAAAUUGUGGAUGUUGAGAAUAUCAUUGUGGUUGACAGACUAGAGCUAGCAAAAUUAAAACCCCCUGGAUGGAACCAACUAGCAGAGAGUGUCUAUGAUGAAUGUGAUUCAGAUUGCAUUAGUUUCUCUGACAAACAGUUAUGUUUGCAUUUAGAUGCAGACCAUAAUUAUUAUGGUGUUUGUCGCAGCCUGCUAUCUAAGUAUGCAUACUCUGGUGCUACUACAUAUGGUCUCUUACAUCACAUACCUUGGAACAUUGAGCAAAAGUGGUUUUUAGGUGAUCUUAUCAAAGAAUGUAUGCAACCAUCAAUAAAAGGUCAACGGCAGAUAGUAACUGACCAACUUAUCAGGUCUCUUCAAAAAAUUAUUUCUAGAGCAUGAUUUACUAGUGAAAAGAAAAUAAUAAAAUAUUUUUGCAUCUUUA
Octopus bimaculoides (California two-spot octopus) is the source of this 1839-nucleotide messenger RNA. RefSeq names its product divergent protein kinase domain 2A. Lineage: Eukaryota; Metazoa; Mollusca; Cephalopoda; Octopoda; Octopodidae. The record is from RefSeq and is a predicted model, not a curated record.